AUGAAUUCCGACUCGGAGACAAACAGGUCAAUCUCGUCGGAGUCUCCUGAUGUUGGCUUCAGACAGUACCGUCAAAUCGAUGAUCCUAGCAACCUCUCUACCAUGCCUGCAAAUCCAAAACAAAACGAAGAAACCCCGGAAGUCAAAAACUCACCUAAGGAUUCGGAUAUUAGCUCGGUUCCUCGAGACCAGAAUCCGUUUGACUCUACCAAUCGAGAACAUCUUAAAAUGCUCCUUCAGGCUACCUCGACUGAGCAUCACCUUCGUAAUAUUCUCUCGAAACCAGAGUAUAAGUAUACUUCGGCAGAAGAGAAACAAAGGAUAAUUGACGAGUCCCUCAAGAAGAUGGUUAAUCUUGGAGUGAUUGAUUCACGAAUCUUGGACUUUGGUGGCAGGCUUUUUGAAGGCCAUCGGAAUGCAGUAUCGGCCUACCUAGGAUCACUUGUUGGGGCGAUAUCCGGAGGCUCGGUCGAGGCUAAAGCCCUCGAACAAGCGCUGCAACGUUCCGGCUUAGAGCCGCCGACUGGCUUCCAGGCUCAGACUCCUAGGGUGGGCCUAGAUGCACCGGCAAGCCAAGGUGAUGAAUAUUCUGCCAUUUUCGGGCCUCGAUGGGAAGAUCUAGAAUGUUUGGGUAGAGGUGGGUUCGGUAGCGUUUGGUCUUGCAAGAAUCUUCUUGAUGGCGAAGUUUACGCAAUCAAAAAGAUCAUAAUCACCGAGCCGUUCCUCCGAGCAGCUCGUAUCGUGGACGAGAAGGCUCGUGAAAAGGCAUUUGCGGAGCUGCACCAUGAAGUGAAAGUUCUCGCAAGGUUAGACCACCCGAACAUCGUCCGUUAUUAUGGCUCGUGGAUGGAAAGGAUGAGCCAAGAUCAGUUCGAGAGGGUGAAGACCGAGCUUUGUCCAGAUGCCAGUGAGCUUGAGGAUUACACCGAGGAUUACACCGAGGACCGUGCUUGGGAUUUGAGUGUUUCCGAUGAGGUUUCCGGUGAAAACAAUUACGAACAAGAAAGCGAAGACGAUGAUGAAAGCGAAGGCGAUGAAAGCGAAGAUGAUGAAAGUGAAGAUGAGGAUGAGGAUGAGGACAGCGAAGAGCAAGAGAACUCUCAACCUGAGUAUUCGGAUGGAGAUGAGUCAGGUGGGGAGUCAUCGGGGAACGGCAACUUGGAAGCCGUAUCUCGGUUAUCCCUGAUGGGCGAUGGUAAUAAGGACACCGACAGUAGACUGGUUCAGCGAGAAAGCGGACAACUGGCAUUGCUGCCUGCACAGCCGAGCUCUCAUGUGCACAUUUUAAGUAUUCAAAUGGCUCAAUAUUCUCUAUCUCUCGAUGACCUCAUCAGAACACCUCGAGAGAAUAACUCUUCUCCCAAAGCCUUUGAUUUCACAUACACCUUCCAUCCGAAGACUGCUACCCAGAUUAUGCUGAGGAUUGUCGACGCCGUCGAAUACAUGCAUCACCACAGUCUUGUGCAUCGUGACCUCAAGCCAGCCAAUAUUUUCCUGAAGGUUGAGAAGGGCCCGAUUGGGGAGAUAAACGGCAGUAUUCGCGUUGCUGGUUGUAAAUGCAGCCACCGAGGGCACACUUGUCCAGAGGGUGGUGAUUGUCUUCCAGGAGACCUCUGCUGGGUCACACCAAAAAUUGGAGACUUCGGUCUCACGGCUGACAUCAAACGUGUCCUUGGAGGUGAUGGGAAACCAGCGCCCCAAGGACCAGUUGGGGGCGGCACAACCCUAUACAUGCCGCCACCAUGGGCUGAGGAGGCGCUUGACGAUGUUAAAGAUAUUGUUACGGGCCACAAGGGUCUCCACCUUGGGGAUUCUUACGCCCUUGGUAUUAUGUUCUUUGAGCUCCUCUACGGCUUCGGCACAGCUACGGAACGAAAUAUCCUACUCCAAAAAAUCCGGGACGCCGCGAGAUCAGAUGACCCUUUCCCUACCGAUUUCUGCAAAAACUACCUUACACUACUCGGAAAUGGCCUUAUUCAAAAAGUCAAGUCGAUUAUACUUCGCCUCACUUGUGGGAAGCACAGUAGGUUGUGCAUACCUAAGCUCAAAAGGGAACUCGAAAAUCUCCUUCCUCUUCUUUGA
Orbilia oligospora ATCC 24927 is the source of this 2082-nucleotide messenger RNA. RefSeq lists its product as uncharacterized. Lineage: Eukaryota; Fungi; Ascomycota; Orbiliomycetes; Orbiliales; Orbiliaceae. Gene Ontology annotation, biological process: protein phosphorylation. The transcript has 2 exons. The record is from RefSeq and is a predicted model, not a curated record. The coding region runs from base 1 to 2082 and encodes 693 amino acids. Gene Ontology annotation, molecular function: ATP binding; protein kinase activity.